AUGUUCAUGGCAAGAUCGGAAUAUGCUCCCCAUUUGAGCCUCGUCUUGCCACACCAUGACACUAACUUGCCCUCCAGCACCUUCUCCCCCGAGGGCCGUCUCUUCCAGGUCGAAUACAGUCUCGAGGCCAUCAAGCUCGGCUCCACGGCCAUCGGAGUCGCAACAUCCGAGGGUGUCGUCCUCGGCGUCGAGAAGCGUGUGACCUCCACCCUGCUCGAGACCUCCUCCGUCGAGAAGAUCGUCGAGAUCGACCGUCACAUCGGCUGCGCCAUGUCCGGCCUCCAGGCCGACGCCCGCAGCAUGGUCGAGCACGCCCGUGUCGAGUCCCAGUCCCACACCUUCAACUUCAACGAGCCCCUCAGGGUCGAGAGCUGUACCCAGGCCAUCUGCGACCUGGCCCUGAGAUUUGGCGAGAGCGCCGAGGGCGAGGAGAGCAUCAUGAGCAGGCCCUUUGGUGUCGCGCUGUUGAUCGCUGGCUACGAUGAGGAUGGCCCUUCACUGUACCACGCCGAGCCCAGUGGUACAUUCUACCGCUACGACGCAAAGGCAAUCGGAAGUGGCAGCGAGGGCGCACAGGCCGAGUUGCAGAAUGAGUACCACAAGUCCCUCACGAUCGUCGACGCCGAGACGCUGGUCCUGAAGACGCUAAAGCAAGUUAUGGAGGAGAAGCUGGAUGCAAAGAACGUGCAAUUGGCGAGCGUAACGAAGGAGAAGGGCUUCAGAAUAUACACAGACGAGGAGAUGGCUGCUGUCGUCGAGAGACUCCCCGCAAACUAA
Molecule: messenger RNA, 777 nt
Organism: Truncatella angustata
Lineage: Eukaryota; Fungi; Ascomycota; Sordariomycetes; Amphisphaeriales; Sporocadaceae
Product: nucleophile aminohydrolase
Exons: 3
Coding region: 1-777 (258 amino acids)
Biological process (GO): proteasome-mediated ubiquitin-dependent protein catabolic process
Cellular component (GO): nucleus; proteasome core complex; proteasome core complex, alpha-subunit complex
Source: RefSeq, a predicted model, not a curated record